This is a messenger RNA of Dermacentor albipictus, 2477 nucleotides long. Its product is annotated as pre-mRNA-splicing factor RBM22. Lineage: Eukaryota; Metazoa; Arthropoda; Arachnida; Ixodida; Ixodidae. Gene Ontology annotation, molecular function: U6 snRNA binding; metal ion binding; pre-mRNA binding. Gene Ontology annotation, cellular component: Prp19 complex; U2-type catalytic step 1 spliceosome; U2-type catalytic step 2 spliceosome. The record is from RefSeq and is a predicted model, not a curated record.
AGCAACACUGAAAGUAAACACGACGCGGCCAGCAGAAAAUGGCGACGUCAAAAAGUGCGAACACCUACAAUCGGCUCAACUGGGAAGAAGCCGAGUUCCCCAUCCUCUGCCAAACAUGCUUGGGCGACAACCCUUACGUACGCAUGACCAAGGAGCGGUAUGGCAAGGAGUGCAAGAUAUGCUCGCGCCCUUUCACCGUGUUCCGAUGGUGCCCCGGUGGUCGGAUGCGCUUCAAGAAGACCGAGGUAUGUCAAACGUGCAGCAAGCUCAAGAACGUCUGCCAAACUUGCCUGCUCGACCUGGACUACGGCCUACCGGUGCAGGUGCGCGAUAAUGCGCUCAGCCUGCGCGACGACAUGCCCAAGUCGGACGUGAACAAGGAGUACUACUCGCAGAACAUGGAGCGCGCCGUCGCCGACGGUGACCCCAGCCAACCGUACGGGACUCUCGCCAAGGCGCAGAGUCCAAGCGAUCUCCUGAUGAAGCUGGCGCGCACGACGCCGUACUACAAGCGCAACCGACCGCACAUUUGCAGCUUCUGGGUAAAGGGAGAGUGCAAGAGAGGCGAGGAGUGCCCGUACAGGCACGAGAAGCCGACGGACCCGGACGAUCCACUGGCUGACCAGAACAUCCGCGACCGCUACUACGGCGUCAACGAUCCGGUCGCCGACAAACUCCUGCGUCGGGCCGCCGCCAUGCCGAAACUGGAGCCGCCGGAGGACACUUCCAUCACCACACUGUACGUGGGCAACCUGGGCGACCGUCUGACGGAGAAGGACCUGCGCGACCACUUCUACCAGUACGGCGAGAUCCGCGGCGUCACCAUGCUUGCGAGACAGCAGUGCGCCUUCGUGCAGUUCACCAACCGCGUCAGCGCCGAGCUGGCCGCUGACAAGACGUUCAACAAGCUCAUCCUCGGGGGUCGCCGCCUCGUCAUUAAGUGGGGGCGCCCGCUGGCACGCCAAGCGAUGCCGUCGGGGUCCGACAGCACCGAAGGUCGCCCCUCCGGCCCGCCGCUGGAACCCGUGCCCGGUCUACCGGGGGCCCUUCCGCUACCGCCCGACGAGUUGGCCAACAACUACUUCAACCUGGCCCCGCUGCACCCACCUCCGCCUCCCAUCGCGUUUGCGCCGCCUCCACCCCCGACAGCGUUCCUCGCGCCUCCGGGGGAGGUGGCGCCCCUUCCACCGCUCCCGCCUCCCCCGGGACUGGCGCCCCCCGGAACCGUGCCCCCGCCGCCGGCACCGCACAUGCGUGCUCCCAUCCACUACCCGUCUCAGGAUCCCCAACGUCUGGGCAGCAGGGGCAAGCUCUAGAGCAGCGCGCCAUUUGCAUUCCCUUGCUCGCGGCUCUUUUACGGGCAGCGGCGAGAAUAAAGAGAAACUUCGCCAACGUGAAGUGACAGCCUUACCAGUGCGACCGGAGUGUGUGUCUGUGCUCAUUAAACUGGCAUGGCUUGAAAGCAAAAGUGGUGAUGCGGCUUGUCAGGUGCAGUGGUAGCAGAGGCUGCCACAAGUGGGGCCAUUGUUUCGUUUUCCAGCUUCUCUGUUCACGUUGAGAGUAGCCGACUGAUUGGCAGGCCCGUUUUCACUAAACCUGCUAUCAUGCCUAUUUCACCUAGUUUGAUUUCACACAUGCGACACCGCAAGUACAGCUGACAAGCCUCGAACCUCUCUGUGGGCACAACUUUUAGGAGCAUGAGCACUUGUUUGGCUACCUUCCACACAUCUUGUUGAUGUUCCUGUGUACAUGUUUUUGGUUGCCGUCAGCUAGAUGCAGUAGUGCCUUAGUCGGGAGCAAACCAGAGGUACUGGUGGCGUUGGUUAUCCAUAUGCUACACACAGUGACACCACACAUUGAGCCACUUUGGGCAACUUGAUGCACGCAUCUCAGCCAAAGACUCCAGCUGGGCACAACAGCUCAUAUGUAAUGAAUAGGCUUGUACAGAUAUCUGUGCUACCUCUAAAGAUGUGGUACUGACUGGCUUUUUUCUCUAUAGAAUUAUGCAUUGAGACAGCAAAUGGUUCCUAAGUAUCCUCACUGCAACAAAUACACAUCUCCAAGCACAUAACUCUUUGCCUUCUCCCCUGGUAUGGUGUCUAGAAAAGUCGUCGCGUCGAUCAAGUGUAGUUCACUUCUCUGCAUCAUGACACAAAAAUAGUGCUACUGUCAGCAGACUAGUGGUUCCGCGCACGUCACUCAUACGCAGGGAAGAAUGUGGUGUAGACAAAAGGUGUGCUUGAAGAUUUCACUGUCACUGAUUUCAGCUAUGAUGUGCUCUUCAAAUACCAUUCCGACUAGUGCAAGCAGAGCUGUGUGGGACAUUUUGCUAUUGUCAAAAAAUGCAAAGUGCUGGAAUUGAAUUAAAUUAUGUGGUUCAACAUCCACAAGCAAUUAAGUAACGCACAGGCUAUGAGAGAUGUCGUCGUGGGGCACUCCAGAUUACUCUUUGACUGCCUGAGGAUUUUUAAUGUGCG